CGGCUGGGGCGGCCUGGCCCACAAUGAAUGGCCGCCGCGGCUGCCGCUGCUGCUGAGGCGGAGGCCGCGGAGGCCGCGGAGGCGGAGGCCGAGGCCCCGGCGCAGGGGGGCGCGCCCCGGGCCCAGGCCCGGCCCCAGCCGCCGCUGCGGAGCCCGCUGGGAGCCCCCGGAGCGCGGCCACGGCGCAGCUGCCGCCAUGGCCCAGACCCUGCAGAUGGAGAUCCCGAACUUCGGCAACAGCAUUCUGGAGUGUCUGAACGAGCAGCGGCUGCAGGGCCUGUACUGUGACGUGUCCGUGGUGGUCAAGGGCCACGCCUUUAAGGCCCACCGGGCCGUGCUGGCCGCCAGCAGCUCCUACUUCCGGGACCUGUUCAACAGCAGCCGGAGCGCGGUGGUGGAGCUGCCGGCUGCCGUGCAGCCCCAGUCCUUCCAGCGGAUCCUCAGCUUCUGCUACACAGGCCGGCUGAGCAUGAACGUGGGGGACCAGUUCCUGCUCAUGUACACGGCCGGCUUCCUGCAGAUCCAGGAGAUCAUGGAGAAGGGCACCGAGUUCUUCCUCAAGGUGAGCUCCCCCAGCUGCGACUCCCAGGGCCUGCACGCCGAGGAGGCCCCAUCGUCCGAGCCCCAGAGCCCCGUGGCCCAGACGUCGAGCUGGCCGGCCUGUGGCACCCCGCUGCCCCUCGUGUCCCGCGUCAAGACGGAGCAGCAGGAGUCGGACUCCGUGCAGUGCACGCCCGUGGCCAAGCGGCUGUGGGACAGCGGCGGCAGUGGCGGUGGCAACGGCAGCCGCAAGAUGGCCAAGUUCUCCACGCCAGACCUGGCUGCCAACCGGCCGCCCCAGCAGGCCCCGGUGGUGGCGGCGGCACAGCCCGCCGGGGUGGCNNGGGGGGCGGCAGCCGCGGCGGCGGCGGCGGCGGCCGCGGCGGCGGCAGGGGGCGUGGUGAGCGGGCCCAGCACGUCAGAGCGGACCAGCCCAGGCACCUCGAGUGCCUAUACCAGCGACAGCCCCGGCUCCUACCACAACGAGGAGGAUGAGGAGGAGGAUGCCGGCGAGGAGGGCACGGACGAGCAGUACCGGCAGAUCUGCAACAUGUACACCAUGUACAGCAUGAUGAACGUCGGCCAGACAGCCGAGAAGGUGGAGGCCCUCCCUGAGCAGGUGGCCCCCGAGUCUCGGAAUCGCAUCCGGGUGCGGCAAGACCUGGCGUCUCUCCCGGCCGAGCUCAUCAACCAGAUCGGCAACCGCUGCCACCCCAAGCUCUACGACGAGGGGGACCCCUCCGAGAAGCUGGAGCUGGUGACAGGCACCAAUGUGUACAUCACGAGGGCACAGCUCAUGAACUGCCACGUCAGCGCGGGCACGCGGCACAAGGUCCUGCUGCGGCGCCUCCUGGCCUCCUUCUUUGACCGGAACACGCUGGCCAACAGCUGUGGCACCGGCAUCCGCUCUUCCUCCAACAACCCCAGCCGCAAACCGCUGGACAGUCGCGUCCUUCACGCUGUCAAGUACUACUGCCAGAACUUUGCUCCCAACUUCAAGGAGAGUGAGAUGAACGCCAUCGCAGCCGACAUGUGCACCAACGCCCGCCGCGUCGUGCGGAAAAGCUGGAUUCCCAAGCUCAAGGUGCUCAUGGCGGAGGGCGAUGCCUACACCACCUUCAUCAGCGACACGGGCAAGAUCGAGCCGGACAUGAUGGGCGUGGAGCACAGCUUCGAGACGGCCAGCCACGACGGCGAGGCCGGCCCCUCGGCCGAGGCCCUCCAGUAA
Messenger RNA from Panthera uncia (snow leopard), 1768 nucleotides. RefSeq names its product nucleus accumbens associated 1 (gene NACC1). Bases 197 to 1768 code for a protein of 523 amino acids. NCBI's taxonomy places the organism in Eukaryota, Metazoa, Chordata, Mammalia, Carnivora, Felidae. The transcript has 7 exons. Gene Ontology annotation, molecular function: RNA polymerase II cis-regulatory region sequence-specific DNA binding; protein binding; DNA-binding transcription factor activity, RNA polymerase II-specific. The record is from RefSeq and is a predicted model, not a curated record. Gene Ontology annotation, biological process: regulation of transcription by RNA polymerase II.